This is a messenger RNA of Epinephelus lanceolatus (giant grouper), 5450 nucleotides long. It is a transcript of the gene clcn3, whose product is annotated as chloride channel 3. Gene Ontology annotation, biological process: chloride transport; transmembrane transport. The record is from RefSeq and is a predicted model, not a curated record. Gene Ontology annotation, cellular component: synaptic vesicle; Golgi apparatus; plasma membrane. Gene Ontology annotation, molecular function: chloride:proton antiporter activity; voltage-gated chloride channel activity. Lineage: Eukaryota; Metazoa; Chordata; Actinopteri; Perciformes; Serranidae.
AGACAAGGCUGACCGGCCGGGUGCGCUCGUCUUUCCGUUAGAGAGAGUGUGUGUGUGGUGACAUCAUCAGCCCUAACAGUCAGCUGCUGCAGUGGAGGGAGAGCGAGAGAGAAAAGGGAGGGGGAGGGAAAGAGAACACAAACACACACACACACACACACACUCUCUUUCACUCAUACACACACAAACACACACAGCACUGCUUGUCUUCCUCUGGUAAACAUGGCAGCGGCAACUGACACACACGCAGCGAGCAGUGCGUAGUGAAGCUUAGCUUAGCCUAGCCUCGUCUCAGCUGUCAACAUGGAGGAGGAGGACGCGGCGGCCGACCCCUAUUUGCCCUACGACGGGGGAGGGGACACAAUCCCCCUGCAGGAGAUCCCUAAAAGAGGGUCUAACUACGCCAUGUCUAACGGGGGCGGGGCACCCAGCAGCAGCACCCACCUGUUGGACUUCCUAGAGGAGCCCAUUCCUGGUGUGGGGACCUACGAUGACUUCCACACCAUCGACUGGGUCCGUGAGAAGUGCAAGGACCGUGAGAGGCAUCGGAAGAUCAACAGUAAGAAAAAGGAGUCAGCAUGGGAGUUCACAAAGAGCCUGUACGACGCCUGGUCCGGGUGGCUGGUGGUGACGCUUACCGGCUUGGCCUCAGGUGCUUUGGCUGGCCUGAUUGACAUUGCUGCUGAUUGGAUGAACGACCUGAAGGAGGGCGUAUGUCUGAGCGCCAUGUGGUUCAACCACGAGCAGUGCUGCUGGACGUCCAAUGAGACCACCUUUGCUGAGCGGGACAAGUGUCCUCAGUGGAAGAGCUGGGCUGAGCUAAUACUGGGGCAGGCCGAGGGGCCCGGCUCGUACAUCAUGAACUACUUCAUGUACAUCUACUGGGCUCUGUCCUUCGCCUUCCUGGCCGUCUGUCUGGUCAAGGUGUUUGCUCCCUACGCCUGUGGCUCGGGGAUCCCUGAGAUCAAGACCAUCCUGAGUGGGUUCAUCAUCCGGGGCUACCUGGGCAAGUGGACCCUGAUGAUCAAGACCAUCACUCUGGUGCUGGCUGUGGCGUCUGGCCUCAGCCUGGGGAAGGAGGGCCCCCUGGUCCACGUGGCCUGCUGCUGUGGGAACAUCUUCUCCUACCUCUUCCCCAAGUACAGCAAGAACGAGGCCAAGAAACGAGAGGUUCUGUCUGCUGCGUCGGCAGCUGGGGUGUCUGUUGCUUUUGGAGCCCCGAUCGGAGGAGUGCUCUUCAGUUUGGAGGAGGUGAGCUACUAUUUCCCUCUCAAGACGCUGUGGCGCUCCUUCUUCGCCGCCCUGGUGGCGGCCUUCGUCCUGCGCUCCAUCAACCCAUUUGGUAACAGCCGUCUGGUGCUGUUCUACGUGGAGUACCACACGCCAUGGUACCUGUUUGAGCUCAUCCCUUUCAUCCUGCUGGGAGUUUUCGGAGGCCUCUGGGGGGCCUUCUUCAUCCGAGCCAACAUUGCUUGGUGCCGGAGGCGCAAGUCGACACGUUUCGGAAAGUACCCGGUAUUGGAAGUGAUCUUGGUGGCGGCCAUCACAGCUGUGGUCGCUUUCCCGAACCCAUACACUCGUCAGAACACCAGCGAGCUGAUAAAGGAGCUGUUCACUGACUGCGGCCCACUGGAGUCCUCGCAGCUCUGCCAGUACCGCAGCCAGAUGAACGGCAGUAAGGCGUUCACAGACAACCCCAACCGGCCUGCAGGGCCUGGCGUCUACGCUGCCAUGUGGCAGCUCUGCUUGGCACUCAUCUUUAAAAUCAUCAUGACCAUAUUCACCUUUGGACUAAAGGUACCAUCAGGUUUGUUUAUCCCCAGCAUGGCCAUCGGAGCCAUCGCAGGCCGAAUCGUUGGCAUCGCCGUGGAGCAGCUGGCCUAUUAUCACCAUGACUGGUUCUUGUUCAAAGAAUGGUGCGAGGUGGGAGCAGACUGCAUCACUCCAGGGCUGUACGCCAUGGUGGGGGCCGCCGCAUGUCUGGGCGGUGUGACCCGUAUGACCGUCUCCCUGGUCGUCAUUGUCUUCGAGCUGACUGGUGGUUUGGAGUACAUCGUCCCCCUCAUGGCUGCCGUCAUGACCAGCAAAUGGGUGGGCGACGCGUUCGGCCGCGAGGGAAUCUACGAGGCCCACAUCCGUCUGAAUGGAUACCCCUUCCUGGACGCCAAGGAGGAAUUCACACACACCACGCUGGCCAGGGAGGUGAUGAGGCCCCGACGCAGCGACCCGCCGUUAGCAGUGCUGACGCAGGAUGACCUGACAGUGGAGGAGCUGCAGAGCACCAUCAAUGAAACCAGUUAUAAUGGUUUCCCUGUGAUAGUGUCUAAGGAGUCCCAGAGGCUGGUGGGCUUCGCUCUGCGCAGGGACAUCACUAUCGCUAUAGAAAACGCUCGUCGCAAGCAGGAGGGCAUCAUGUUGAACUCCAGGGUGUACUUCACCCAGCACGCACCCACCCUGCCAGCCGACAGCCCUCGGCCCCUCAAACUGCGCUCCAUCCUGGACAUGAGCCCCUUCACCGUCACCGACCACACCCCCAUGGAGAUCGUGGUGGACAUCUUCAGAAAGCUUGGGCUGCGCCAGUGCCUGGUCACUCACAACGGGAUUGUGUUGGGCAUCAUCACAAAGAAGAAUAUAUUAGAGCAUCUGGAGGAGCUCAAGCAGCACACGGAGCCCCUGGCGGCUUCUUGGUAUUAUCACAAAAAAAGAUAUCCUUCGUCACAUGGCUCAAAUGGCAAACCAAGAUCCCGAGUCCAUCAUGUUCAACUGAUCCGCUCCUUCCAGGACGGCUGGGGAGGAGGGGGAGACGACAGCGAGGAGGAGGAGGUGGUGCGCCUCCUGGACGGCUCCAAUCUCUGACAUUCAGACCCCGUUUUUUCUUUUUAGUUUUCAGCUUUGUAGACCCUGAACCUCGCGGACUGACUGUGGCCCCAGAGACUUACCGGCCACAAGAGGGAAAGAUAAAGACUAUUAUUAUUGUUCUGGCUGCUGAGGACACGCGGAGGUCACGGGUUGAAGGCACACACAUGAGGAAUGCACUUUUUACACACACACACGCACGCACACAAACAAAUCACACAACAACACACACUUUUGCACCUGCAGACACCUCAAACAUGCAUGCUCUCUCUCCACAUAACCUGUAAAGAUACACCCGUUUGCACUCUUCAUGUGCCUCACCCUUGUCCUGUCUCCGCUGAGGUCAUGGUAGACGUCGCCUGGCAGGGGUCAAAGGUCAGAAUGAACCGCCGAUGCUGGACGCGAUGAGGGACCUUGAAACCUCCAGGCUUCUGUUCAGAUAAAACUUCCUCACCCGCCCCCCUGCACACACACCAGACCUGUCCGUCCUCCAGAGGAAUACAUUGUUUACCUGUGAAUUAAGUGUGUGUGAGAGCGUGUGUGUGUGUGUGUAUGUGGAAGUGUGUGUGUGUGUGUGUGUGUAUGUGGAAGUGUGUGUGUGUGUGUGUGUGUGUGUGUGUGUGUCCUAGCGCCACUACAUUCCAGGCAGGUUACCAUGGGAACUGAGAGGACGUGCACCUGCUCCUCACCCCCAAAACGUGGUAGAAAGUCAUGAUCGCAUGGCUGCUCUCCCUGGGUGCACGUUGAUUUAAUGAGAUGGCUUUAACAAGUGUGUGUGUGUGUGUGUGUGUGUGUGUGUGUGUGUGUGUGUGAGAGACAGAGGGAGGUAAAGAGACAUAGAUGGGUACUGUAUUUCAAGAACAAAAGGAGAAAACUGGAAAAACUAAGACCUUCAUGAGUGUGUUUUCAUUUUUCAUUUCUGAGCCAGCUUCAGCUGUGUGCGUGAGUGUGUGUGCCUGCAUGCGUGUGUCACUCCCGUUUAUUCAUCAUUAUGAAGGCAGGCUGAUUGUGAACGUGAAGGAAACAACAAAAUGAGGAAUAAGCGUCCAUGUUCAGUUCUUCCAUGUUCUCUGUUACAGUUCAGUCCCUUCAGGAUUUCGCAGGCUGUUUUGGGAUUGUUGCAACCUGUAGUUGAUUUCAUGGCAGUUUGCGAUGCACAUUGCGAUGUUUAUAGGCGUUUUUUGCAAUGAAAUCGCUGGGGCAAGUGAAAAUUACCAAAAUAGUUGUGAUACUGUCUCAGUGUGUCCCACAGAAUUAGAAUCUGUUUGUGAUGGCCAUUCAAAGCACCGCUGAAGGACCGUCCCCAUGAGAGGCUCUCCUCUGCCUGGAUAGCAUGAGCUAACAAAAAUAGUACAACGUGAUUUCGCCACUACUCGUCAUAAUUUGCCACUUAGGCAGAAGCCUAGCAGCAGCAGUUAAAUUCGACACCAAGCCUUUAAUCUCGCACCAAAAUGGCUCCACUGUCCGUAAACCUGCAAGUAAUCGGUAGGUUAAGUUAGCUUUGUGAUGCUAACAGUUAGCAGUGUCACUGUGUGUCUGUGACUCCUCCCACAGCAGCUGUCUCAGAGGGGCUGAGUGAAUCAAUACACUGCGUGCUGCUCUACAAUUAAGUGAAAUGUUACUCAUCUUAAAUAAUUAAAUUUGCGGUAAAGUCGCGGUGGCUGGACAAAACUGUAAGGUCACGCAGAAUUCACAGGGAUUGGCUAGAUUUGCUUUGAUUGCUGCAACUGCAACAUUGCAAAAUCCUGGAGGGACUGUAUAUCACUUUCCUUGUUCUUCUCAAACUAUUACUCAUGCUAUUUUUACACUAUUGAUGGUACUGUACUCAGUUAUGUAUUUACAGCUUGAUGCAAAACAAAACUGGAAAUCUGCACCGUUUUAAGUGAUCACUUACAGUGGAGAAGGAUGUUCAUGCUACACAGUGAGCUCUUGGUUUUUGUUUCUUUGUCUGAAAUCUGUCCACGUCUGAGUUUAAACAUCAGUUCAGCAUUAAUGUUUUCUUUUUUCUUUUAACUGUACAGAUAGUUUUAAUUUAUUAUGGAUUGUCAAAUAACAAAGACUAAAGUUAAUUGUCAUGUAAAAAUGACCCUAUUUUAUCCACCCUGCUCUCACACUUGCAACAAAUUUAGCAACGCACAGUUGGAGUUUCACCCACAUCCUGUAAAGCUCCCCAACUAAACACCUGUUUCCAGGAGAAUAGAAAUGGUUGUCUACACUGCAGCUCAUAAACUUUGACGAAAUCAGUGCUCUUUUGUUGCAAGUGCCCGAUAAGGAUCGUGCAUGUGCAACCCUCAGAAAUGAGAACGAAGCAAGACAGCUAACUAUUUAGCUAAUUACAUCAUCAGCUCCAGAAAAAACAAUGUGUUAAUUGUUUUUUUUUUUUUUGUCCUAUCAGACAAGUGAGUUGUUAGAUUAACAUGCCCAACAUGGAUAUUUAACUAGCCCCAAGCAAUCAAGCAAACCUUAUUGUUGAGCCCUGAAUUUUCAAACAGCAGCUGUAUUUGUCAUAUACAGUGUCCCCCCUCAGUUUAUUAGAGGAAAGAUAGAUCAGUCGUCUUUUCAUUAGACCCCGACAGAUUCUGUUUAACACUCCA